Molecule: messenger RNA, 2204 nt
Organism: Loxodonta africana (African savanna elephant)
Lineage: Eukaryota; Metazoa; Chordata; Mammalia; Proboscidea; Elephantidae
Gene: SH2D2A
Product: SH2 domain containing 2A
Exons: 8
Coding region: 728-1960 (410 amino acids)
Cellular component (GO): cytoplasm
Source: RefSeq, a predicted model, not a curated record
AAUCGACUCCAUGGCCAUGGGUUAUUUAUUUAUUUUUUCCAACUUAGAGGGAAUUCUCCUUCCUUUUCUCCAGAGUUGCCUGGUUUUGCCCUAACCCAGCUCCAUUAUCUGCUCAAGGAUGGAAGCCAGGUCCCCAUCUCCCUACCCUCCACCCCUGCAGUUUUUGUAAGAUCUCAAAAAGUUCUUCCAGAAGUCUGGCCCAUUACCUUCCUGUCACAGCCCUGUCCUGCCCCUCCUCAUGUGCACUCAGAGCACAAUCCUGACUGUGAAACUUGAGGAGCCCCAGGCACCUCAUAGAUCUGAUCCUUCUGAGGUUGACAUCCCCAUUCCCACUGCUCAGAACAUACCACUAGGGGAUUUACCAGUAAGAAAGCAGAAGCCCAGAGGGACAGAGAUAGGGAGGUCCCAGCCUGGGGUGAGGGAGUAGAGAAAGAAUCAGGAGAGAUCAAGGUCAGAUAGUAGUAAGAACUUCCCAACACCCAAACACAGAGUGACACCAAUACGUGCCACCACCACCACCUUCAACUGCCUGGCUUCCGGGGGGAGGGACAACUGUCUUAUGGCUUUCCAUGACGUGGGUCCUCUGCUGGGGCUAAGGCUGUGGGUGAGGCGACACUUCCUGCCCCUUGGGGCCAGGGUGAGGGGAAAGAUGAGUUGCUGAGUGUGCACACCUUUCCAGAACACAGACAUACACCCUGUUCCGGGGGCUCCUUCUAAGGCUGCCCCCAUGGAGUUCCCCUUGGCUCAGAUAUGUCCCCAAGGGAGUCGCCAAGCCCCCAGCCCAACCUUCAGCACCUUUCUGCCCAUGGACUUGACCCGCAGGAGCUGCCAGGACCUGGACCUGCUCCCGAGGCCCAGAUCCCAGGCCCUGGAGGCUGAGGAGGCCCAGCUCAGCCCCAGGGCUUUGGCUAUUGAGGUUCCGGUGUCUGUCCAGGCCCGGGGGACUGCUUCCAAUCCAGAAGGGGCUGGAAAGGCUGAGGAGGUGCCUGGGGAAGGAGGCCUGACCCUGCAGGCCGAGACCCGGGCUUGGUUCCAGAAGACCCAGGCACAUUGGCUCCUGCAGCACGGGGCAGCCCCUGCCUGGUUCCAUGGCUUCAUUACCCGAAAGGAGGCCGAGAGACUGCUGGAGACCAAGCCUCAGGGAUGCUUCUUGGUGCGGUUCAGCGAGAGCGCCGUGACCUUUGUGCUGACUUACAGGAGCCGGGCUUGCUGCCGCCACUUCCUGCUGGCCCAGCUCCGGGACGGGCGCCACGUGGUGCUGGGCGAGGACAGUGCCCACGCGCGGCUGCAGGACCUGCUGCGACACUACACAACGUGCCCACUCAGCCCGUACGGGGAAAAGCUCACCGAGCCCUGCGAGCGCCAGCAGACUCCUGAGCCCGCAGGACUUUCCUUGAGGACUGAAGGAACAGACUCUGGAAGCAAAAUCCAGGACCCAACCCCCCACUAUACUGCAGUCGUCAAACAGGGACAGGCCCCAGACCCACUGCAGAAAGAGGGGGCUGGGGAGUCAAAGGAGCCCUCCCAGCCACCCAGGCCGAAGCCUCCCAUCCCAGCCAGACCUCAGCAGUCCCCUGAAGUCUAUGCAAGCCCCGCUCCGCGACCCCGCCUGGCCCCACCACGCAAGCCCUCCAAUCCGAUUUACCAUGAGCCUGAUGAGCCCAUAGCCUUCUACGCCAUGGGUUGGGGCAGCCCCGGGGAAGCCCCCAGCAACAUUUAUGCUGAGGUGGAGGUGCCCUCAAGGCGUGAGGGACCACAGUCCGUUGUGGGGCACCGGAUCCUACAGAAAUGCCGAUCCAGGCCUGUCUCAGGAAACCAGGUCUGGGUCCCCCAAAGAAGUCUGGAGGCCGGAGGAGCAAAUGUGAGGUCCACUUCCUCUUCGGGACACACCCACUGGUUCCCUCUUGAGAGUCUCCAGGAAUCCGAUGGCCCAGUGCUUGGCAAUCCUCUACGAUGGUGAGGAAGUGGGCUAGGAGCGCCCUGCUGGCUCCUGCUGCCCUGGUUUCUCCUCCUGGAGUCUCAUUUCCUUGGCCCUCUGAGCCUUUGAGGCUGGGCCCUGGUCCAAUGCUGCUGUUGUCUGAGGAAUGGUUUGGUGAGAACAGAUGUUAGAACUUGUUUGUUGAUCCUUCCCUGCCUAAUAAAUCAUCACCAACCACCUCCCGCCUCAGGGGUGCAAGUCCUCCAGGCUUCUGUUUGUGUCUGGC